Messenger RNA from Engraulis encrasicolus (European anchovy), 2178 nucleotides. RefSeq names its product calmegin (gene clgn). The coding region runs from base 134 to 2071 and encodes 645 amino acids. Lineage: Eukaryota; Metazoa; Chordata; Actinopteri; Clupeiformes; Engraulidae. Gene Ontology annotation, cellular component: endoplasmic reticulum; endoplasmic reticulum membrane. Gene Ontology annotation, molecular function: calcium ion binding. Gene Ontology annotation, biological process: protein folding. The record is from RefSeq and is a predicted model, not a curated record. The transcript has 15 exons.
CGAUCACAAACGAGUGCAUGUUGCCUGGGCCUAUGCCGCUUGCCUCCAUUCAAAGUGGAUUGUUAGCGGUUCUGUCAAAUAGUAUCUGGCACGUAUAUUUGAAUAACUAAGGACAUUUAAGAGACGUCACAAGAUGAGGCUACGGUGGAGCUGGGCGUUCAUUUUCCUGCUCACCAUUGCCGUGGUAGCCUGGGCAGAGGUCGAUGAGCCUGAAGACGACGAGGAGGAUGCUUUCGUUGAAGAUUCAGACGAAGUAGAGGCCGCUGAAGCAGAUGCUAACGUGUCAUUUCAGGUGACAUACAAAACCCCAGUUCCUACUGGAGAGGUUUACUUUGCUGAGACCUUCGAUGAUGGUUCAAUGGGACGGUGGCAUCUGUCUAAAACCAUGAAAGAUGAUGUAGAUGACGACAUUGCCAAAUAUGAUGGCAAGUGGGAAGUGGAGGCGCUGAAGGAAAAUAAGGUUCCUGGAGAUUUGGGUCUCGUACUGAAGUCAAGGGCCAAGCACCAUGCCAUUGCAGCCAUGUUGGACAAGGCCUUUGUUUUCAAGAGCAAGCCACUGGUUGUUCAGUAUGAGGUGAACUUUCAGGAUGGGAUUGAUUGUGGAGGUGCUUACAUCAAAUUGCUGACUGAUUCAGCUGAUUUAGAUUUGGAGCAGUUCCAGGAUCGUACACCAUACACCAUCAUGUUCGGACCAGACAAAUGUGGUGAGGACUACAAAUUGCACUUCAUAUUCCGGCACAAGAACCCCCUCAACAAAGAUAUGGAGGAGAAGCAUGCCAAGAGGGCCAAUGUGGACCUGAAGAAGUUCUACACAGACAAGAAGACUCAUCUCUACACCUUAGUGCUCAACCCUGACAACAGCUACGAGAUUUUCGUCGACCAGUCGAGUGUGAGCCAAGGCAGCCUCCUCGCCGAUGUGGUGCCACCCGUCAAUCCACCCAAGGAGAUUGAUGACCCCAAAGACCGUAAGCCAGAGGACUGGGACGAGAGGGCGAAGAUUCCAGACCCAGAAGCAGCUAAGCCUGAUGACUGGGAUGAGGAAGCUCCCGCCACAGUGGAAGACCCUAAUGCCUUGAAGCCUGACGGCUGGCUGGACGAUGAACCAGAACUGGUGCCGGACCCCAGUGCUGAGAAGCCAGCUGACUGGGAUGAGGAGAUGGACGGAGAAUGGGAGGCCCCUCAGAUAGCCAACCCUGCAUGUGAGACCGCUCCUGGGUGUGGAGCCUGGAAGCCACCCACAAUGAACAACCCCCAUUACAAGGGCAAAUGGAAGGCACCCCUGAUUGACAACCCCAAUUACCAGGGUGUGUGGAGUCCCCGUAAGAUUCCCAACCCAGACUUCUUUGAGGACCUCCAUCCGUUCCGCAUGGAUGACUUCAGGGCGGUGGGGCUGGAGCUCUGGUCCAUGACGUCAGACAUCUACUUUGACAAUUUCAUCAUCACCUCUGACAAGGCCGUGGCUGACCGCUGGGCCUCAGAUAGCUGGGGGCUCAAGAAGCUCGUGGCCAGUGCCAAUGAGCCUGGGAUGCUGAGUCAGCUGGUCCUGGCUGCAGAGGAUAGGCCGUGGCUCUGGAUCAUUUACAUCCUGACCGUGGGGCUACCGUUCGGUCUAGGGGUGCUUUUCUGCUGGCCUAAGAAGGCAACUACUGAUGAUUACGUCUACAAGAAGGUGGACACUCCCAAGGCUGACACUGUAGAGGAGGAGGAGGAGGAGGAAGAAGAAGAGGAAGAAGAGGAGGAGGAACAGGGCGAGGGAGACGCAGAGGCAGAAGGAGAGGGGGAGGUGGCAGAAGAGGCCACUGCGACUGCUGCUGGCGCCAAGGCUGACUUGGAGGAGAAGGUGGACGGAGGCGCUGGAGAUGUAUCAGGUGACCUUCCUGAAGACGAAGACGAGGAAGAGGAGGAGGAGGAGGAAGAAGAGGAAGAGGAGGAGGACAAGGAGGAAGAACCUGUCAAGCCUAGUAAUGACACUGUGUCAGAUGAUGAGAUGAAGGAGGCAGAUGAGGGGGUCCACAGCACAGGUGACGGACAAAAGCAGGCGGUCAGAAAACGCAGAGUACGGAAGGACUGAUGGACAUUGGAAAACCCUUCCCUCUACCUCUUCCCUCGAUCUUCUCUGCUCUGCAUGUCUGGUAGAUCAGUCUACCCAACUGCAUGCAGGCUAACCUACCCUUUCCU